Molecule: messenger RNA, 5447 nt
Organism: Ilex paraguariensis (yerba mate)
Lineage: Eukaryota; Viridiplantae; Streptophyta; Magnoliopsida; Aquifoliales; Aquifoliaceae
Source: the annotation of a GenBank genome assembly
AAGGCACACCAAAAUCUUCCUCUGUCGCCAAUAUAACGAUUUGCUUACAGCAUUUCACACUCUUCUCCUCGCAUUAGAACAAUAAGAAGGAUCUGAGCAUAGGGUUUGGCUCAAAUUCUUCAAUUGACACUCUCUUGUUUACAUUUCUAGGGUUUCUAAUUGUGUCAUAUCUUUCCCAUUUGCAAAAUGGCCGGAAAAACUGUGAUUUCAGACGACGAAGAUGAGGUUGAAAUUGAAGACGAAGAUAGAGAAGAGCAUGCCGAUGGAGAACCUGUCGAUGUUGAAGACCGUGGCGACGAUGAAGAAGAUGAAGACGACGAAGAAGGACAGGAUGAAUAUGAGAAAGAUGGAUUUAUAGUGGAUGAUGGUGAUGAAGAAGAACAGGAAGAGGAAGAAGAGGAUAGGGCAGACAGUGAUGAUGAGAGGCAGAAGAAGAAGAAAAGGAAGAAAAGAGAAUCGGAGAGGAAUUAUGUUCUUGAUGAAGAUGACUAUGAGCUCCUUCAGGAUAACAACAUCACUGUUCAUCGUCCGAAACUUGAGAGCAAAAAGUUUAAGCGGCUGAAAAAAGCUCAGAGGGACACAGAGGAAGGACGCUCUGGUUUUUCUGAUGAGGAGGAGUUUGAUGGAAGUGGGAAGGGUGGGCGAACAGCCGAGGAGAAGCUCAAGCGCAGCUUAUUUGGUGAUGAUGAGGGACCACCCUUUGAGGAUAUUGCUGAAGAGGAGCAACCAGAAGAUGAAGAGGAUGCUGAGAUUGGUGAAGAGGAUGAAAUGGCUGACUUUAUUGUUGAUGAAGAAGAAGUUGAUGAACAUGGAGCUCCCGUGCGGAGGAGGAAGUUGAACAAAAAGAAGCCCAGACAGGCACCAGGAGUUUCAUCAUCUGCAUUACAGGAAGCUCAUGAAAUAUUUGGUGAUGUUGAUGAACUUCUGAGGCUUCGCAAGCAAGGCUUAGCAAAGAUGGGCAGGCAUGAGGAAUCCGGUGAAUGGAGGGAAAGGAGGCUAGAAGAUGAAUUUGAACCAAUUAUCCUUUCUGAGAAGUAUAUGACAGAGAAGGAUGAUCAAAUGCGGGAGAUAGAUAUUCCAGAAAGAAUGCAGAUAGCUGAGGAAAGCACUGGCUCUCCGCCUACAGAUGAGAUGAGCAUAGAAGAAGAGAGUAACUGGAUACAUAAUCAACUUGCAGUCGGCAUGGUACCUUUGUUUGGAAAGCGAGGUAUAGGAACAACUGAAGAAGGCAACGAGCUGUCCAUCAACAAGGAUGACAUUAUGAGAUUUUUGGACAUGAUGCACGUGCAGAAGUUUGACGUUCCAUUUAUUGCUAUGUAUCGUAAGGAGGAGUGCUUAAGCCUAUUUAAGGAUCCAGAGCAGCAUGAUGCUGAUGAUGAGAAUCCAAAUAAGUCUGACCAAAAACGUACAUUAAGGUGGCAUAAGGUACUUUGGGCCAUCCAGGACUUGGACAGAAAGUGGCUGCUUCUUCAGAAGCGAAAGAGUGCUCUCCAGUCAUACUACAACAAGCGCUUUGAAGAAGAACUACGGAGAGUAUAUGAUGAAACACGACUUAAUUUGAAUCAGCAGCUUUUUGAAUCAAUUACAAAGUCUCUCAAGGCAGCUGAAUCGGAUAGAGAGGUUGAUGAUGUUGACUCAAAGUUUAAUCUCCACUUCCCCCCAGGUGAGGUUGGCGUGGAUGAAGGACAAUACAAGCGGCCAAAGAGGAAGUCACAAUAUAGUAUUUGCAGUAAGGCUGGGCUUUGGGAGGUUGCGAGCAAGUUUGGGUACAGCUCUGAGCAAUUUGGAUUGCAGAUAUCUCUAGAAAAGAUGAGAAUGGAUGAAUUAGAGGAUGCCAAAGAAACGCCCGAGGAAAUGGCUUCCAAUUUUACAUGUGCGAUGUUUGAAAACCCUCAAGCUGUGCUCAAAGGUGCUCGGCACAUGGCAGCAGUUGAGAUUAGCUGUGAACCUUGUGUUCGGAAACAUGUUCGUAGUAUUUUUAUGGAUAAUGCUGUAGUAUCAACGAGUCCUACACAUGAUGGCAAUGUAGCCAUUGAUUCUUUUCAUCAGUAUGCGGGGGUGAAGUGGUUACGGGACAAGCCACUUACCAGAUUUGAGGAUGCACAGUGGCUUCUUAUUCAAAAGGCUGAAGAAGAGAAGCUCCUUCAAGUUUCUAUUAAGCUGCCAGAAUCUGUCCUUGACAAAUUAAUAAGUGACUCGGAUGAUUAUUAUCUCAGCGACGGUGUGAGUAAAUCUGCUCAGUUGUGGAAUGAGCAGAGGAAGCUAAUACUGCAGGAUGCCUUUUUCGGUUUUCUGCUACCUUCAAUGGAGAAGGAAGCAAGAGCCUUGUUGACCAGUAGAGCAAAAAACUGGUUACUUUUUGAAUAUGGACAGCUUUUAUGGGACAAAGUCUCUGUAGCACCAUAUCAGCAGCGAAAGGAAAAUGAUGUUAACUCAGAGGAAGAAGCUGCGCCCGCACCCAGGGUAAUGGCUUGCUGUUGGGGGCCUGGAAAGCCUGCAACCACAUUCGUGAUGUUGGAUUCCUCUGGAGAAGUGCUGGAUGUGUUGUAUGCUGGGUCCCUUAACCUACGUGGCCAAAAUGUUAAUGACCAGCAACGAAAGAAGAAUGAUCAGCAACGUGUUUAUAAAUUUAUGACGGACCACCAACCGCAUGUUGUUGUUCUAGGAGCUGUGAAUUUGUCCUGUACUCGGCUGAAGGAGGAUAUAUUUGAGAUCAUUUUCAAGAUGGUGGAAGAUAAUCCAAGGGAUGUUGGACACGAAAUGGAUAAUUUAAACAUCGUGUAUGGUGACGAAUCUCUUCCACAUCUGUAUGAGAAUUCUCGUAUUUCAUCAGACCAGCUUCCUGGGCAGUCAGGUAUUGUGAAGCGGGCUGUGGCUCUUGGGCGAAAUGUUCAAAAUCCAUUAGCAAUGGUUGCGACAUUAUGUGGACCAGGGAGGGAGAUAUUAUCCUGGAAACUUAGUCCUUUAGAGAGCUUUCUUACUCCUGAUGAGAAGUAUGGGAUGGUUGAACAGGUUAUGGUGGAUGCCACCAAUCAAGUGGGCCUUGAUGUUAACUUAGCUUCUAGCCAUGAAUGGUUAUUUGCACCUUUGCAAUUUAUUUCCGGGCUGGGCCCCAGAAAGGCAGCAUCUCUGCAGAGGUCCUUAGUAAGAGCUGGAGCAAUCUUUACUCGUAAAGACUUGUUAACAGCGCAUGGUCUUGGUAAAAAGGUGUUCGUAAAUGCCGUUGGUUUCUUGCGUGUCCGGCGAAGUGGAUUGGCUUCUAGCAGUAGUCAAUUCAUAGACUUGUUGGAUGAUACUAGGAUACAUCCAGAAUCUUAUGGUCUUGCACAGGAGUUGGCCAAAGAUCUUUAUUAUGAGGAUGUCCAAGAUGACACAAAUGAUGAUGAGGAUGUGCUGGAGAUGGCUAUAGAGCAUGUGAGAGAGAAGCCUCAUUUAUUGAAAUCCCUUCAGGUUGGUGAAUAUGCUAAAUCUAAAAACCGUGAAAACAAAAAAGAAACCCUCAAUGAUAUAAGAUUGGAGUUGAUACAAGGCUUCCAAGAUUGGCGUAGAUCCUAUGCGGAACCUAGUCCAGACGAGGAAUUUUAUAUGAUUUCUGGGGAGACAGAGGAUACCCUUGCCGAAGGAAGAAUUGUGCAAGCCACUGUUCGCAGAGUGCAACCUCAAAGAGCAGUGUGUGUCCUUGAAUCUGGAUUGACUGGCAUGCUUAUGAGGGAAGAUUAUACAGAUGAUUGGAGGGAUGUUAAUGAUUUGACUGAGAAGCUGCAUGAAGGAGAUAUUCUAACUUGCAGAAUCAAAUCAAUUCAAAAGAACAGGUACCAGGUGUAUUUAAAUUGUAGAGACAGCGAGCUGAGGAGUAAUCGUCAUCAGAAUUAUCAAAGCAUGGAUCCCUAUUACCAUGAAGACCGCAGUAGUUUGCAGAGUGAACAGGAUAAAGCACGUAAAGAAAAGGAGCUAGCAAAGAAGCAUUUCAAGCCAAGGAUGAUUGUCCAUCCCCGCUUCCAGAACAUUACAGCGGAUGAAGCGAUGGAGUUCCUUUCUGACAAGGAACCUGGUGAGAGUAUUAUCCGUCCUAGUUCUCGUGGACCCUCAUAUUUGACUUUAACACUCAAAGUUUAUGAUGGAGUUUAUGCUCACAAGGAUAUAGUUGAAGGCGGAAAGGAGCACAAGGACAUCACAAGUUUACUUCGCUUAGGAAAAACAUUGAAAAUAGGAGAGGACACAUUUGAGGAUUUGGAUGAGGUAAUGGAUCGUUAUGUUGAUCCAUUAGUAGCUCAUUUGAAAUCUAUGCUGAGCUACCGCAAGUUCAAAAAGGGCAGUAAAGCAGAAGUUGACGAGCUCUUAAGGAUUGAAAAGUCUGAGUACCCAAUGAGGAUUGUCUACUGCUUCGGCAUAUCUCAUGAACAUCCUGGCACAUUCAUCCUAACUUACAUACGGAGUUCAAAUCCACAUCACGAAUAUGUUGGUCUGUACCCUAAGGGAUUUAAGUUCCGGAAAAGAAUGUUUGAGGACAUUGAUCGCCUUGUGGCAUACUUUCAGAGGCAUAUUGAUGAUCCACAUGACUCAGCGCCAUCAAUUCGAUCGGUUGCUGCAAUGGUGCCAAUUCGAAGCCCUGCAACUGGGGGCUCUUCAGGUGGCUGGUCUGGUUCAGCCAAUAGCAAUGAUAGUGGCUGGAGGGGCCAGUCUAUGGACCGAGAUAGAACUUCUGCUAGAACAGGCAGAAGUGAUUACAGAAAUGGCAGCGGUCAGGAUGGGGAUGGACAUCCAAGUGGACUGCCUAGGCCGUAUGGUGGGCGUGGGCGAGGGCGUGGGCGAGGCUCGUACAACAGUGGUAGGGGAAGUAGCAGCAGCAAUGACAGGCAGGAUUCAGACUAUGGUUCCCAGAAGUGGGGCUCCAAGGAUGCUGAUGAUGGAUGGGGCAGUUUUCCAGGUGCAAAAGUUCAAAAUUCACCAGGCAGGGAAGCUUUCCCUGGCGGUUGGGGUGGUGGUGGAAGUGGUAAUGCUGCCGGCAAUGACUGGGGUGGUGGUGGCAAUGAUGGCGGCAGUGCAAGUGGUUGGGGCAGUGGUGCUGAUGCUGGUUCUGACAUUGGAAAUUCUGGCUUUGGCAGCAGCAAGAGAAAUUCAGGAAGGAGUGGGGGUGGUGGUUGGUGAAGCUGUGUCACUUGCAAUGAGCUCUUGAUUUUAUAGAAACCAAAAUGUUGGGUGAUGAGCACUCUCUUGUUUAAACGACCUAAUGCCCAUUGCCAUUUUAUGUAUUCACAAUCUCUAUUAUAUGCAUUUGGCAGUAGUAACUCGAUCUGAUUUAUGCCCAUAAGCUGGUCGUUUAACUUUCUAUUGGUAUUUCAUUUUCUGUAUUGGUCGUAAUUGUAGCAUUAACAUUAAAAAUUGGGGGCUGUCCUUACAUUGCUAUAGCUGUUGAUUUUAACUAGCAGUACUUGGUGCAAUGCACG